This is a messenger RNA of Dermochelys coriacea (leatherback sea turtle), 1304 nucleotides long. RefSeq names its product RAB3C, member RAS oncogene family (gene RAB3C). Lineage: Eukaryota; Metazoa; Chordata; Testudines; Dermochelyidae. The coding region runs from base 204 to 887 and encodes 227 amino acids. The transcript has 5 exons. Gene Ontology annotation, biological process: protein secretion; protein localization to plasma membrane; regulation of exocytosis. The record is from RefSeq and is a predicted model, not a curated record. Gene Ontology annotation, molecular function: GTP binding; GTPase activity. Gene Ontology annotation, cellular component: plasma membrane; endosome; synaptic vesicle.
AGCAGCGCGGACUACAGCUCCCAUGGGCGGGCAGGGGGCGCCGGGUCAGCCGUGGGAGCGGCCGGAGGGACAGCGCCGGUGCUGAUCCCGCCGCCGGUUUGUGAGCAAACGCCAGGGGAGCGCGCGGGGCGUGCUGUGGCCGCGCUCGCUGCUCGGCGGGACCCACCCGGCACGGGGAGGCAGCUGAAGGGCGCGGGCCGAGGAUGAGGCACGAAGCUCCCAUGCAGAUGGCAUCUGCUCAAGAUUCCAGAUAUGGCCAGAAAGACACAUCUGACCAGAACUUUGAUUACAUGUUCAAAUUGCUCAUCAUUGGCAACAGCAGUGUUGGGAAAACCUCCUUUUUGUUCCGUUAUGCUGACGAUUCCUUUACAUCUGCAUUUGUAAGCACGGUCGGGAUCGAUUUCAAAGUCAAAACGGUUUUCAAAAAUGAAAAAAGGAUUAAGCUACAGAUUUGGGACACGGCAGGUCAGGAGAGAUAUAGGACAAUUACAACAGCCUAUUACCGGGGUGCAAUGGGCUUCAUUUUAAUGUAUGAUAUCACGAAUGAAGAAUCCUUCAAUGCUGUACAAGACUGGUCAACUCAAAUCAAAACAUACUCGUGGGAUAAUGCCCAGGUUAUUUUGGUCGGUAAUAAAUGUGACAUGGAGGACGAGCGGGUAAUCUCCACUGAGAGAGGCAAACAUUUAGCAGAGCAACUUGGUUUUGAAUUUUUUGAAACAAGUGCCAAGGACAACGUAAAUGUCAAGCAGACAUUUGAACGGCUUGUAGAUAUCAUCUGCGACAAAAUGUCAGAAAGUCUGGAGACGGAUCCUGCCAUCGCUGCUGGAAAACAGAACACAAGACUAAAGGACACCCCUCCUCCACAGCAACCCAACUGCGGCUGUUAAUACAGUUAUCAACAGAGGCAGCUCCAGUGUGUUCUAUUGCCAACAGAGUAUUUACAGAUGGUCUAUAAGCCUUUAUUUAUAGUGUCUUUUUAAUUUAUUUGGGGACAAUGUGUUUAUUUUAUGUCAAUGGCUGGUACAAUGUGUACAAACAAUUUGUAAGGACUGCCCAUUUCUAAGCAUCUGGUCUUUGCAUGUGGCUAAUUGUCUGUCUUUUCUUUUUAUCCUACGUACAUUACACUUGCUUCAGCUGGUUCUGUGACCUCAGAACACAGGUUGUCUACAACUGACUUUAACUUAAUCAGUUUCAAAUUAUACCAUUUACUCCUUGGUGUAAUGAUCAUGGUAUUUAGGAAUAAGCUUUCUGAUGUCAUUUAAAUUUUCGUUGACUGAAAAAUCUAUUUUAAAAUAUUAUCUGAA